GGGGAGACGCGUCCCCAACGGCUCCCGCGGCGGUUCGAAUUCGGGAGCUAGGUGAUGUUGAAAAGGAGGAUGGGGACCUGAUUCAUUUUUGUCUAGGAGUCUUCUUAAAAAGCAGAAGCAAAUUUGUGGAAGCAAAGGGGAAAGAGGAUAGAACCAGUUUGCCUAUUAAGAUUAGUAUAGCAUCUCAUUUAAUUUCCUGCCACAGUUUCUUUGAAGAAGAAAUGGAAUCUAAUUCAUCAGACUACUAUAAUAAAGACAAUGAAGAAGAAAGUUUGCUUGCAAAUGUUGCUUCUAUAAGACAUGAACUGAAGAUAACAGAAUGGAGUUUGCAGAAUUUAGGGGAAGAGCUGUCCAGUGUUAGUACAAGUGAAAAUUCCGAUUAUGCCUGUAAUCCCUCAAGGUUUGAAAGGCUCGUUUUGGAAGAUCUUGCUCAGCCUCGCCACCCUGGACUAUUGAAUUACUCACCUUAUAAAAAAGUUUGUAAACUGUCUGGUGGCAAUACCGAUUCUCAUCAAAAGCCAAGAGAUAAGGUGUCUUUUGCAUUUUCUACCCCUAUGGACCAGGAAAUCAAAAGCCUUCGAGAGAAACUUAAUAAACUUAGGCAACAGAAUGCUUGUUUGGUCUCACAGAAUCAUUCUUUAAUGACUAAAAUAGAAUCCAUCCACUUUGAAUUAACACAGUCAAAAGCAAAAGUUUCUAUACUUGAGUCUGCUCAACAACAGGCAGCCAAUGUCCCAAUCUUAGAAGAACAGAUUAUAAAUUUGGAAGCAGAAGUUUCAGCCCAGGAUAAAGUUUUGAGAGAGGCAGAAGAUAAAUUAGAGCAGAGCCAAAAAAUGGUGAUUGAAAAGGAACAGAGUUUGCAGAAGUCUCAAGAGGAAUGUAUAAAGUUGAAGGUGGACUUACUUGAACAAAGUAAACAAGGAAAGAGGGCUGAACGACAAAGGAAUGAAGCACUAUAUAAUGCUGAAGAGCUAAGUAAAGCUUUCCAACAAUAUAAAGAAAAAGUGGCUGAAAAACUGGAAAAGGUUCAAGCUGAAGAAGAAAUAUUAGAGAAAAAUCUAAUUAACUGUGAAAAAGAAAAUAAAAGACUACAGGAAAAGUGUGGCAUAUAUAGAAGUGAAGUUGAAAUUCUGAAAGAGAAAUUAAGGCAGUUAAAGGAAGAAAAUAUCAUUGGAAAAGAAAAAUUAAGAACUAUGGCAGUGAAAAGUUCAGAAGUCAUGGCACAACUAACUGAAUCCAGACAGAGUGUUCUGAAGCUGGAGAGUGAGUUAGUGGAUAAAGAAGAAAUACUUAGAGAAAAGUUUUCUAUAAUGAAUGAAAACAAAGAAUUAAAGCUCCGAAUUGCAACACAGAAUGAGCGACUGGACUUGUGUCAGCAAGAAAUCGAAAGUUCAAGGGUGGAACUGAGAAGUUUGGAAAAAAUUAUAUCCCAGUUGCCAUUAAAAAGAGCAAUGUUUGGUUUUAAAUCAUCUCUUUCUAAACACCAGAUGAGUAGUUUGUCAAACAAAGAAGACAGUUACAUUGGCUGCUGUGAGGCAAAUAAAAUGGUGAUCUCAGAAUUGAGGAUUAAGCUUGCAAUGAAAGAGGCAGAAAUUCAAAAGCUUCAAGCAAGCCUGACUGCUAACCAGUUAUCUCAGAGUCUUAUUUCUUGUAAUGACAGCCAAGAAAGUGGCAAAUUAAAUAAUUUAGAAACAGAACCUGUAAAACUAGGCAGUAAUCAAGUAGCAGAAAGUAUAAAAGAUCAAAACAAGCACUAUGAAAGAGAGAAGCAAAGACUUGCUGCUGGAAUAGAAGAACUACGUACUAAGCUGAUGCAGAUAGAAGCUGAGAAUUCUGAUUUGAAAGUUGACAUGGCCCACAGAACUAGUCAGUUUCAGCUGAUUCAAGAGGAGCUACUAGAGAAAGCUUCAAAUUCCAGCAAACUGGAAAGUGAAAUGACAAAGAAAUGUUCUCAACUUUUAACGCUAGAGAAACAGCUCGAAGAAAAAAUAGUUGCUUAUUCCUCUAUUGCUGCAAAAAAUGCAGAACUAGAACAGGAACUCAUGGAGAAGAAUGAAAAGAUAAGAAGUUUAGAAACCAAUAUCAAUACAGAGCAUGAGAAAAUUUGUUUAGCCUUUGAAAAAGCAAAGAAAAUUCAUCUUGAACAGCAUAAAGAAAUGGAAAAGCAGAUUGAAAGACUUGAAGCUCAGCUUGAGAAAAAAGACCAACAGUUUAAAGAACAAGAAAAGACUAUGUCCAUGUUGCAGCAAGAUAUCAUAUGUAAACAUCAUCAUCUUGAAUCGCUAGAUAGACUCUUGACGGAAAGCAAAGGGGAAAUGGAAAAGGAAAAUAUAAAAAAAGAUGAAGCUUUGAAAGCAUUACAAAACCAAGUAUCUGAAGAAACAAUCAAGGUCAGACAACUAGAUUCAGCAUUGGAAAUUUGUAAGGAAGAACUCACCUUGCAUUUGAAUCAAUUGGAAGGAAAUAAAGAAAAGUUUGAAAAACAGCUAAAGAAGAAAUCUGAAGAGGUAUAUUGUUUACAGAAGGAGCUAAAGAUAAAAAAUCACAGUCUUCAAGAGACCACUGAGCAAAAUGUUAUUCUCCAGCAUACUCUGCAGCAACAACAGCAGAUGUUACAACAAGAGACAAUUAGAAAUGGAGAGCUAGAAGACAUUCAAACUAAACUUGAAAAACAGGUAUCAAAACUGGAACAAGAGCUUCAAAAGCAGAGGGAAAGUUCAGCUGAAAAGUUAAGAAAAAUGGAGGAGAAAUGUGAAACAGCUACACAUGAAGCAGAUUUGAAAAGGCAAAAAAUUAUUGAGCUUACUGGUACUGCCAGACAAGUAAAACUUGAGAUGGAUCAGUACAAAGAAGAGCUGUCUCAGAUGGAAAAAGAAAUAAUGCAUCUAAAACGAGAAGGAGAAAAUAAAGCAAUGCAUCUUUCUCAAUUAGAUAUGAUCUUAGAACAGACAAAGACAGAACUAGAUAAGAAAACAAAUGCGGUGAAGGAGUUAGAAAAGUUACAGCACCAUACUGAAACUGAAUUAACAGAAGCCUUGCAGAAACGAGAAGCGCUAGAGACUGAACUGCAGAAUGCUCAUGGAGAAUUAAAAAGUACUUUAAGACAACUGCAAGAGUUGAGAGAUGUACUACAGAAGGCUCAAUUAUCACUAGAGGAAAAAUACACUACUAUAAAAGAUCUCACGGCUGAACUUAGAGAAUGCAAGAUGGAUAUUGAAGACAAAAAGCAAGAACUCCUUGAAAUGGAUCAGGCACUUAAGGAGAGAAAUUGGGAGCUAAAGCAAAGAGCAGCUCAGGUUACACAUUUGGAUAUGACUAUCCGUGAACAUAGAGGAGAAAUGGAACAAAAAAUAAUUAAAUUAGAGGGUACUCUGCAGAAAUCAGAAUUAGAACUUAAAGAAUGCAACAAACAGAUAGAAAGUUUGAAUGAAAAAUUACAAAAUGCCAAAGAACAGCUUCGAGAAAAAGAGUUUAUGAUUCUACAAAAUGAACAGGAGAUAAGUCAACUGAAAAAAGAAGCUGAAAGAACACAACAAAAGAUGAAAGAAAUGGAAAGCGUUAUGAAAGAGCAGGAACAGUACAUUGCAACUCAGUAUAAGGAGACUGUAGAUUUGGGGCAAGAUUUGAGGCUAACCCAGGAGCAGUUGCAGAACUCUCAUACAGAAAUGGCGGAGGCUCGUCGUCAACAAGUACAAGCACAGAGAGAAAUAGAAAGGCUCUCAAGUGAGCUGGAGGAAAUAAAACAGCUCUCUAAAGAGAAAGAAGUUCAUGGAAACCAUUUAGCUGAAGAACUGGGGGCUUCUCAAGUACGUGAAGCUCAAUUAGAAGCAAGGAUGCAAGCAGAAAUCAAGAAAUUGUCAACAGAAGUAGAAUCUCUCAAAGAAGCUUAUCAUCGUGAGAUGCUUUCACAUCAAGAGAACCAUGCAAAAUGGAAGAUGUCUGCUGACUCUCAGAAAAGUUCUGUUCAGCAAUUAAAUGAACAAUUAGAGAAGGCAAAACUGGAAUUAGAAGAUGCCCAGGACACUGUAAGCAAUUUGCAUCAACAAGUUCAAGACAGGAAUGAAGUGAUUGAAGCUGCAAAUGAAGCAUUACUUAUUAAAGAAUCGGAAUUAACCAGAUUACAAGCUAAAAUUUCUCGGUGUGAAAGGGCAGAAGACAUCAAGUUCCUAUCAGUCCCAACAGGAAUUAUGCCAGACAUUCAAGAUCCAAAGUGUGCUAAACAUUCUCACACACCUUUUUUCAAGUGUGAAAAACUACGUCGCUCUAUUAGUGCCAGUGACCUAAGUUUCAAGACUCAUGUUGAUGAAGAUCUUUCUGAAGAAUUACUACAAGACCUAAAGAAAAUGCAGUUAGAACAGUCUUCAACAUUAGAAGAAAGCCAGAAGGAUCUGACUUACAACCAGUUAGACUCAUUUGAUCCUCUUACAUAUAACCUAGAAGAUGAUAGUUCUGAGAGUAAUGACUUUAGCACUCUUAGUGGAAUGCUACGAUACAUAAACAAAGAAGUGAGAUUAUUAAAAAAGUCGUCUGCGCAAACAGGGACUGGUUUAACUCAGGGAGAAAAUUUGUAAUUAAAAGAAGAUGUUCAUGUGAUGAACAGUGGAAUUUGUGCUACUCACUAGAAUAGCUAAUAUUAAAAAACGUGACAACACCAAAUGAUGUGGAGCAACUGGAAUUACUUUUGAAAAUUAUUUGGCAGUUCCUCUUAAUAUUGUGCAUACAGCUACUCUGGAACUCAGCAAUACCACUUCCAGGUAUUUCCCUGGGAGAAAUGAAAAUGUAUGUCCUUCAAAAGACUUGGACAAGAAUGUUCGUAGUACCUUAUUUGUUUAUAGCCCAAAACUGGAAACAGCUCAAAUGUCCAUCAGUAGGAGAAUGGAUAAGUAACUGGAAAUAGAUAUAAAAUUAAGUUCUAUAAAAAGAAAUAUUGUUAUACACAAUAUCAUGCAUAAAUCUUAAAAACCAAUCUGUGAUAAUAGAAAUCAGAACAGUGGUUACCUCUGGGGGAGGCAGGAAGAACUGAGUGACGAGGGGCAGAAGGAAACUUUCUGGGGCAAUAGAAAUGUUCUGUAUCUUGAUCAAGUUGUUGGCUAUACAAGUGUAUACAGUGGUCAAAACUCAUCGAAUUAUAUGCUUACAAUAUCUGCAUUUUACUAUUCAUAAAUUCUGUCUCGAUUAAAAAAUUAGAAAUUUAAAAGUAAAUGAACUUUGAUGUCACACAGAUCUGGGUUUGAUCUACUUUUAUAAGCUUCUAUCACCUUAAAGUUUUUAAUAACUGAACUUCAGUCUCCUUAAAUGUAAAAUAGAAUAUCUACAGCAGAAGUUUAUGGUGAGGAUUAAAUAAGAUAAUGCAUGUGAAAUAAUAGUACACAAUACCUGAAUAGAGUAAGUACUCAUUAACGAUAGCUGUUAUCAUUGAGGCAGUAUAAUAAUGUAGUUAAAAGUGUGGGUACUGGGUCAGCAAGAUGGCAGAAUAGGCAGCUUCAAGCUCCCAUCCCCCCCACAGAAAGAUCGAAAAACAAGCAGAAACUGUCAGAACCAACUUUGUCAGACUAUGGAAACAAUCAAGGCUUGCGGCAAGAAAAUGAACUCUGAAUUAAGAAAAAGGCAACUUAAAAAUGGUAGGAAAGCUCUGUGACUUUUUUACUUAUGUCCCACUUUCUCCCCAGCUCAAUGGCAGUCUUGAGAAUAGCAGUCCACAGUACCAGUGUGAGACCCUGGUUCUGGAGGGACAGAGCAGACCUUAUUCACAAAUUAUUUUGUGUUUUAUAACCUGCCUGGGGUUAACUGAAGGACUGAUAGAAGACAUGCAUAACCUGUUUUGCAUAUCUCAGAACUCACUUACAGCAGGAAAGCAGUGGACAUUGCAUGAAACACCAUAAGGCAAACAAUCAACUUUUAGCCACUGGGAGCAAAAGAGUAGUGUUGAAACAUACAAUACACCACCUAAUGCCUGGGAGGAAAAGCCAGACAGAGAGUUUCUUUGGGACAUUAGAGCAUUCAAAAGUACCCAUGUAUAUGAGUAUGUAUACGUCAUACCCAGGGUGAGAUACAUGCCCACAGAAAACCUGAGGAAACCCUAAGUUUUCACCUUGGGCUGAUCCUUAGGCUCAGUGUAAGCUUGGCUAACUGUUGAAGGAGCGCCUUCACACAGAGCCAAUCUGCAAAAACCAGGAGAAGUGUUUUUGUUUUGUUUUAGCUCCUGAUGUUCAAGGAAAUCUCUUUCAAAACACUAGCUGAACACAAGCCAAAAGGAACAGAGAGUUUAUUGAGCACACAUGACAAAGAAUACAGACUGUGCACAUACACACAAAAAAAUUAGUUUGGAAAAAUCACUAAACCAAUGGGCAACUACAUCCUUCAGCAAUGAAAAAAGAGAGCAAACUCUGGGAAGGUGAAGAGUCUGAUUUCCAGAAUUAUCACAUUAUAAUAUUCAGAUGUCCAAAGCAUACAAAGAAACAAGAAAGCAUGGGGCGCCCAUUUAUCGGAAUACAAUAACGCAACAGAAAUCAUCCCUGAGAAAGCCUAGACACUGGACUUACUACAAGAGUUCUUUAAAACAACUGGUUUAAAUAUACUCAAAGAGAUAAAGGAAAACAUGGACAACAGGCUAAAGGAAAAUGAUAUAUGAACAAAAUGAGAAUAUCAAUAAAGAGAGAGAAAUUACAUAAAGAAACCAAAUAGAAAUUCUGUAGUUGAAAUGAGAAAUUUACUAGAGGAGUUCAGCAGCACAUUUGAGCAGGCAAAAUAAUCAGUGACUUGAAGAUGGAACAAUUGAAAUUAUCCAGCAUGUGGGGUAGAAAGAAAAAAGAAUGAAGAAAAGUGAACAGAGCCUAAGGAGCCUGUGGGACACCAUGAAGCAUACCAACAUAUACAUUAUGGGAAUCCCAGAAGGAAAGGGGCAGAAAGAAUAUUUGAAGAAUUAAUAACAAAACUUUCCAAAUUUGACAAACAAAAAAUAGGAAUCUGUAUUAUCCAAGAAGUUCAGCAAACUCCAAAUAGGUUAAAUUACUCAAAGAGAUCUAUAUUGAGACACAUUUGUAAUCAAACUGUCGAAACACAAAGAGAGAGUCUUGAAAGCAGCAAGAAAAAAUUGACUUAGCAUGUACAAGAAAUCUCAAUGAGAUUAACACCUGAUUUCUCAUCAGAAACAAGAGAGGCCAAAACGUAGUGGAUGGCAUAUUUAAAGUGCUGAAAGAAGAUGGAAAAAUGCUAAAUAACAAUAUAUAGAUGAGUGGUAACUUUGGUAAAGGGUAAGACAAUACACAAUACUGGGAAAGCCAGCACAACUUGUAGAAGGCAAGGUCAUGGAAGCUCCGUAGACAACAUCUAAACUCCCUGAGGGAGCAAACUGCUGGGCUGAGGGCUGUGGGACCAUGAUCCUGGGGAACAUCUAACUCAAUUGGUAUAACAGUUUGUAAAGAAAAUGUUCUCUGUUCUCCUUUGGCGAGUAGCAUCUGGAGUCUUAAAAGCCUGUGAGUGGCCAUCUAAGAUACUCCACUGGUCUCACCCCUUUGGGAACAAGGGAGAAUGAAGAAAACUAAAGAUAUAAGGGAAGGUUAGUCCAAAGGAUUAAUGGACCACAAGUACCACGGCCUCUACCAGACUGAGUCCAGUACAACUAGAUAGUACCUGGCUACCACCAGUGGCUGCUCUGACAGGUAGCACAAUAGUGGGGCCCACACAGAGCUGGAGAAAAAUGUAGAACAAAAUUCUAACUCAUAAAAAAAAACAGCAGACUUACUGGUCUGACAGAGACUGGAGAAACCCCGAGAGUAGGCCCCCAGACACCAUUUUGGCUCAGUAAUGAAGUCACUCCAAGGUUCACCCUUCAGCCAAAGAUUAGACAGGCCCAUAAAUCAAAAUAAGACUAAAGGGGCACACCAGUCCUGGGGCAAGGACUAGAAGGCAGGAGGGGACAGGAAAGCUGGUGACAGGGAACCCAAGGUCAAGAAGGGAGAGUGUUGACAUGUUGUGGGCUUGUUAACCAAUGUUUUAAAACAGUAUGUGUACUGUUUAAUGAGAAGCUAAGUUCUGUAAACCUUCAUCUAAAGUACAAUAAAAUAAAGUGCAGAAAGAAAAAAAAAUGUUAACCAAGAAUUAUGUAUCUGGCAAACUGCCCAGAUACAUAACACAUUCCCAGAUAAACUGCCCAGAUACAUAACACAUUCCCAGAUAAACAAAAGCUGAGGAAGUUUGUUAUCACUAGACCUGCACUACAGUAAAUGCUUAAGGGAGUCCUUCAGGUUGAAAUGAAAUGACACUAGACCAUAGUCAAGACAUAAAGAUCUGUGGAAAAGGUAACUACAUGUGCAAAUAUAAAAACCAGUUUCAUAUUUUUUGUUUGUAACUCCACUUUUUACUCCCCACAUGAUUUAAUAAACAUACAUAAAAGUAAAUAUAUGUUAUUGGACACACAAUGUAUAAAGAUGUAAUUUGUUACAAUACCAACAUAAAGGAGGAGAGUUUGGAGCAGUAUAGAAGCAGAGUUUCCACAUGCUAUUGAAGUUAAAAAAGUUAAGUGGGUAUUAAUUCAAACUAGAUUGUCAUAAAUUUAGGAUAAGUGUAAUCCCCAUAGUAAUCAUAAAGAAAAUAUCUAAAACAUAACAGAAUUAAUCAAGAAGUCAGUCAAAAUGGUUCACUGUAAAAAAAUAGACACAAAAGAAGGCAGUAAUGGAAAAAAUGAGGGACAAAAAAAGUAAGACGUGAAGAAAACAGGGACAAAAGUUCUUUAUCAGUACUUUAAAUGUAAUGAAUUAAACUCCAAUAAAAAGGCGACGGUUGGCUGGAUAGAUUUAAAAAAAAAAAAAAUCCAACCAACUAUAUACUGUCUACAGGAGGCUCACUUUAUAUGCAAAGACAGAAAUAGAUUGAAAGUGAAGGGAUUGGAAAAGACUCCAAAUACUAAUCAGAUUUGGUGUUUCUGUACUAAUUAAUACCAGAAAAAUAUACUUUAAGUAAAAAACUGUUCUGAGACAAAGGAGGACUUUAUAUAUUGAUAAGAGUCAGUUAAUCAAGAAGAUAAAACAAUUACAAGCAUGUGUGCACCUAACAACAGCCCCCAAAUACAUGAAGCAAACAUUGACAAAAUUGAAGGGAGAAAUAGACAGUUCUAUAAUAUUAUUUGGAAACUUCAGCAUAAUAACGGGUAGGAUAUCUAGACAGAAGAUAACUAAGGAAACAGACUUUAAACAGCACUAUUUUUUAUAAACCAACUAGACCUAGCAGAAGUAUAUAGAACACUCCACCCAACAACAAAAUACACUUUCU
Loxodonta africana (African savanna elephant) is the source of this 9270-nucleotide messenger RNA. RefSeq names its product coiled-coil domain containing 18 (gene CCDC18). Lineage: Eukaryota; Metazoa; Chordata; Mammalia; Proboscidea; Elephantidae. The record is from RefSeq and is a predicted model, not a curated record. The transcript is spliced from 31 exons. The coding region runs from base 222 to 4571 and encodes 1449 amino acids.